CUGCGUACACUGCGUCCAUAGCUAAAGAGAAUGAAGUCCAUGGCAAGCACAACGUUAAUGCCGUUCCUUUACCCUUGUUUAUUCCACGGCCCAUCGAAAAAUACUGCGGCCGCUGUCUUGAAAGCCCGAAAAGCUUUCCGUCCUUUGCUGAAACAAAAGCAGUUCAUCAGAAGUUCUUCUUUUUCGCCGGAUUCCCACAUACACGAAAAUCCGAUAGCAUCAGACCGUCUUAAUCCCUCGCCGUCCGAUUAUGGCCGGUUUAUCUUUCAGGAUCGAUGCACCCUCAGGCUUCACACUGGCUCUGGCGGGAAUGGAUGCGUCUCGUUUCUCCGGGAGAAAUAUAUCUCGGAAGGGCCCGCCAACGGUGGAGAUGGAGGAACUGGAGGAAGUAUAUACAUUCAAGCCAUUGACGGACAUACUAGUCUUCACAAGCUUGCAAGAAGGGGAGUAAUAAGGGCUGGCCGUGGACGAAAUGGGAAAGGGAAGCUUCAAGGAGGGCAGCGUGGAAAUGACGUGCUUCUACAGGUUCCUGUUGGGACCGUCGUCCGCGAAAUUGGACGCCACGACCCAGUGGCAGAAAAAGAGUUCGAAUUACGCCUGCUCAAGGGACGAAUGCGAGAGGAAGACGCAUUGCGUGUUGCAUCUUCGAAACGGGAACAGUGGAUCCUUUAUCCAGGUGCAAAGGCAUCUGAUUACUUGACGAUGGAAUUUCCAAUCUUACCCCCUCCACGGCGGCCGAGCAUUGCGGCAAUGGAGCCGCCAGCGCCCAUAAAUCUUGAUCUUUCCCAACACAUGGAUAAACCAAUGUUGCUGGUAGCCGGCGCAGUCGGUGGUCGUGGGAAUCCUCAUUUUGUUUCAAAGGAAAACCCGCGACCGGCAUUCGCCACAAAGGGUGAAGGUGGGAUGGCGGUUGAACUGGAGCUGGAGCUAAAGCUACUUGCUGAUGUUGGCCUGGUCGGCUUGCCGAAUGCUGGGAAGAGCACUCUGCUUCGAUCGAUCACCAAUAGUCGCGCGAGGAUAGGGAAUUGGGCUUUUACUACUCUGUCGCCGAAUAUUGGAACCGUUGUCCUGGAUGAUCUUACGGGACGUCCGCUCACCCACUCCAAACCGGGAGGCAAACAGCGUUCUCGGUUUACCAUUGCUGAUAUACCCGGGUUGGUUGAAAACGCUCAUCUUGAUAAAGGCCUGGGUCUCGGCUUCCUCCGACACAUUGAACGCGCAGGAAUCAUUGCGUUUGUGGUAGACUUGAGCGCUGGUGAUGCCGUAAAAGCACUCAAGGGUUUAUGGCGGGAGCUCGAUGAAUAUCAGCUUCUUCGAGAAAAACAGCUGAACAUGCAUACGGAAACCAGGUACCGAAAUCUCGGGAACGAACCACGAAUUAUUGAUGCAUACUCGGAUGACUUUGAAACAGAUUUCCCAUCUUUUCUCCAAAUACACCGAAGGGAUCUCCCGGAGCUUGAGUUUCAACCCGUUUAUACAAAGCCCUGGUUCGUUGUCGGCACGAAAGCUGACCUACCGAAAACCCAGGAAAAUUUCUCUGCUCUUCGCACUUACCUCUCUGAUGUUGAGAAAGGUGUAGUUGACCACCCUUCUCGUCGACAAAACGCGUGGCGAAAACGUAUAUAUUCUAUUCCCGUGAGCGCUAUAAAUGCUGGAGGUGUGACUGCUAUUCCGCACACUGUCGUUCGAUUGCUAGAUGAGAAUUAA
This is a messenger RNA of Coccidioides posadasii C735 delta SOWgp, 1707 nucleotides long. RefSeq names its product GTPase of the mitochondrial inner membrane that associates with the large ribosomal subunit (gene MTG2). The record is from RefSeq and is a predicted model, not a curated record. Gene Ontology annotation, molecular function: GTP binding; GTPase activity. Lineage: Eukaryota; Fungi; Ascomycota; Eurotiomycetes; Onygenales; Onygenaceae. Gene Ontology annotation, cellular component: mitochondrion.